Molecule: messenger RNA, 4654 nt
Organism: Oncorhynchus keta (chum salmon)
Lineage: Eukaryota; Metazoa; Chordata; Actinopteri; Salmoniformes; Salmonidae
Product: cGMP-inhibited 3',5'-cyclic phosphodiesterase 3A-like
Exons: 16
Coding region: 429-3968 (1179 amino acids)
Biological process (GO): oocyte maturation; positive regulation of oocyte development
Cellular component (GO): cytosol
Molecular function (GO): 3',5'-cyclic-AMP phosphodiesterase activity
Source: RefSeq, a predicted model, not a curated record
AAGGAGAGAGGAGAGUGUUGUGCGGGAGGGCGAGAUAGAGGGAGAUGCAGGCAGUGGCCUAGAUGUGCGAAUAGCCAAGAGUUGCUCUUUCUGGUUCACUGGAUGGAGGCUGUUCUCGCGCAGGGAGGACUAUAGAAAAUAUGAGGUUUUACGUGGUUUGUUGAAGGCUACACAGUGAAACGUCACUUUUUCCAGCACGUGUUUUCGUUCAUUCGUGUUCUGUAUUUUUAUGUGGCCUACUUUAUGUGUGUUUUGGGGAGAAAUGGGUCAAUAAUUUCGAGGCGCGCAAGCAGUAGCGCACAGUCCCACACACUGCCGCGCGUUAUGGCUCUCUCUGUCAAACAUGGUGUAUGAAAAUGCACUGAACCUUUCACAUUUACACAUUGUGAAUAUAUAGUUCACGCCGCUCCCUUCGUCCACCCUGUGUGAUGACGAUGGAAGUGGAAGCUGACAGCGGCAGAGGUAUAUCAAGGAGCGCUCAUGAUAAAUGCCCGCGGGCGGUGGAGCGCAACGGCUAUGUGAAAACAUGUGUCACCCCUCUGUAUCAGGACGCGGGCUGCCAGUCGUGGCUGAGACUCGCAGACAUAUGGAGUUCCCUGAGACUUUCGUCCGCGGUGUGUGUGGGCUCUGUUUCGGUUAUUCUUGCUUUGCUGGUCAGAUUGGUGGACUGGGACGUGGAGCAGCAGAGUUGCAGCAGUAACAGCAAGAAUAACGGCGAGUCUGGUUCUCUACUUCAUUUCGUGGCGACCUGUGUGGUGGAACUGUUGUUGAACGUUUGGUACCUCGUGUCCCCCGUCUUCACUCUCGUAUGUGCCUUCUUUUGGGUUGGCUUGUACCUGAUCCGCUGCGGGGUGCUGAUCCGGACCGCGGUGUUCCUGUUGGCAGUGUGUCACUUCGGCGAAGCCGCGGCGCAGUCUCUCCUGCACGGUGCGGAGGACCAGUUGUUGUCUUUCACCGCCACGGUGGUGGUUCUAUCCUGUCUAGCCGUCGGGGCGCUGAUGGUGGUCAGACUCGGACAGGGGGUUUCUGUCAUCGUCUUCAUCAGUAUCAUCAGAACUGUGUCUCUCAUCUCCCUCAACAAGAUCCGGGCCAGCUGGAGACCCUACCUGGCGUACCUGGUAGGAGUGCUGGGGGUCCUGCUAGCGAGGUAUGCUGACCGGCUCCUGACGGGCUCAGUGCCACUCGGGGCGGGUUGUAGCUACGUGACAGCGGGGAAGGAAGAGAAUAUCAUUCCCGUGUUUAAAAGGCGACGAAGGUCCAGUUCAGUGGUCUCUUCAGACAUGGCGCACAGUCACAGCAACAGCAAGUCCCACCGAAGGACGUCGCUCCCAUGCAUUCCACGGGAACAGAUGAUCUCACAGACUGAAUGGGACCACAAGAGGGGUGCCCGGGGAUCCCAGUCGUCGGGUACCGGUGUGGUGGUGGACAUAGCGGUGAUGGGGGAAGCCCAUGGAUUGAUCUCAGACCUGCUGGCAGACCCCUCUCUGCCCCCCAACACCUGCAGUUCCCUGCGGGCUGUCAGUAACCUGCUCAGUACCCAGAUCAGUUUGCAGCCGCUGCACCGGCCGCGAAUCAACCCUCUGCAGGCACUCAGCGACACACACACCUGCUCCGACUCCGAGGACUGGCCAGAGAGAGAGAAAUUGGCCAUCCCAAAGCGUCUGAGACGGAGCCUGCCUCCAGGCCUGCUGAGAAGGAUCUCCUCUACAUGGACCACCACCACCUCAGCUACAGGUCUUCCCACCAUAGAACCAGGACCUGUACGCAGAGACCGCUCUGCCAGCAUCAAACCCCUCCACGACAGUCCGCCAUGCAGCAUGGUGAACAGUGAGUCGUGGAACAGCUCUGUAAUGCUCACCAUCUCAAAGAGUCGCUCCAUGUCUGCCUCCUACUCCGCUUCAGCCACCUCCAACCACCUCUACAACAGACGCAUGACCAGACCAGGUUACCCCCCCUCCAAUAUAUCUCCUCUGGCCUCUCCCUGCCACUCCCCUCCGGUCCAGGGGACCCCUGUCUCCAGCCCCACCACCAAGUCCUGCUCUGUGGACCUACCGGACCCUGUGGACAGCCAGGGAGAGAGGCCUGUGGACCCCCAGGUCCCACACAGAGCAUUAACACACAGCAUCAGUGCACCUAGCUCCACCACACCGCACUGGGGGCCACCAUCCCUCUGCAUCAGCUGUGGCAGACCGUACAGCAGGCUGAGCCAUGGGGAGGGAUCUAUGGACAAAGGGGAUAGAAUACCCCACCCUGAUGACCCGGCAGUGGCGUCGUCAGACUGUGAGAGCACCUACGAGACCAACCACAGUGACAGCAGUGACUUUGCACAGAACGAGGAGGACGUGGAGGGGGCCAAGAAGCCCUCGGACACCCAGGACGGAUGCAGGUCGUACCAGCCUGAGGGCAUCGUCCUGCAACCCCUAAUGCCACCUCUAGAGGACACACAGCCUAUCCUGGACUCAGAGCCUCUGGUGAUGUCAGAGCUGGAUCCUCUGAUGACUCAACUCAACAGCUGGAACUUCCCCAUCUUCAACCUGGUGGAGAAAACACAUGGCCGCUCAGGAUGCAUCCUCAGCCAGGUUUCCUACCGCCUGUUUGAGGACACGGGACUGUUUGAGACGUUCAAGAUUCCUGUCAAGGAGUUCAUGAACUAUUUCCAUGCUCUGGAGAACGGAUACAGGGACAUCCCAUACCACAACAGGAUCCAUGCCACUGACGUGCUCCAUGCCGUGUGGUACCUCACCACCCAGGCCGUGCCAGGCUUGCCCAAUCUCCUCACAGACCACAGCUCUGACUCUGACUCUGACAGUGGGCUCCUCACCCCCAGCCAUAUAGGCCAUACAGGAUUCCUGGUCUCUAAGAUGUCUGCGGUGAUGGAGGAGGGUUAUGGAUGUCUGUCUGGCCUCAUCCCAUCCCUGGAGCUCAUGGCUCUGUAUGUGGCUGCAGCCAUGCACGACUACGACCACCCUGGACGGACCAACGCCUUCCUCGUGGCGACUAGCGCUCCUCAGGCCGUGCUAUAUAACGACCGCUCGGUGUUAGAGAACCAUCACGCUGCGUCGGCCUGGAACCUGUUCAUGUCCCGGCCAGAGUACAACUUCCUGGGCAACCUGGAGCAUGUGGAGUUCAAACGCUUCCGCUUCCUGGUCAUCGAGGCCAUCCUCGCCACCGACCUCAAGAAACACUUUGACUUCCUGGCAGAGUUCAACGCCAAGGUGGGUGAUGAUGGCUGCUCGGGCAUCGACUGGUCCAAUGAGAACGACCGGUUGCUGGUGUGUCAGAUGUGCAUCAAACUGGCGGACAUCAACGGCCCACUGAAACACAAGGACUUGCAUCUACAGUGGACCGAGGGCAUCGUCAAUGAGUUCUAUGAACAGGGCGAUGAGGAGUCGAGUCUGGGCCUUCCCAUCAGCCCCUUCAUGGACCGCUCUGCGCCUCAGCUCGCCAAGCUCCAGGAGUCCUUCAUCACGCACAUCGUGGGGCCGCUCUGUUCCUCCUACGACUCUGCCGCCCUCAUGCCGGGGAACUGGGUCGACCCCGCCGACACACGGAGGACGGAGGGAGAGGAGGUGGGGGAACGAGAGACAGAGGAGGAAGAGGAGGAUACAGCAGAGGAGGAUGCGUCGACUAGCUCUGAGAGUUCCCAGAAGCACGUGGUGAAGCUUAAGAAGAGCAGGAGGAGAGUGUUCUGUCCCAUCACUCAGCACCUUCUGGACAACCACGAAAUGUGGACAAGAGUCAUCGCCUCGGAAACCCGGGACACACCGGACAGAGAGGCGCCUAACUGCCUCAGCAACCCCGCCGAGCCAAUCACAGCCAUCCACGAGGAGGAGGAUGAGCCAGCCAGUAAGGAGGAGCCAAUAGAUGGCCAGGUAGAGGUGACAGAAGGGGAAGAGAUGGGGCUUGCAGAGGAAGAGGAAGUGGUCGAGCAAUCGGAGACUGCAGAGAAAAGGGAGGAGUUGGAGUGAGAGGAUUAUAGUUGACCCUAAGAUCAGUUUAUCCAAACUCAUACCCUCUCCCAAAUAGACUUUCUGACUCAUGUCAGAAAUUAUACCCUAUUCCUCAUGUGGUGCACUAGCUGGCCAAAAAUAGUGCACUAUACAGGGAUUGGGGUGUUGUUUGAGACGCAGACCCUGAUAUUUGGUUGCCAGCAAAUCACUUAGACACAACACUGUAGAAGUUUGGAGUAACAUGUGCCUAAAGAAAACAAGGGAGGGAGCGGAAGCUGAGCAUGAGGUGGGAUUUAUUGUUUUACUACUAUAUUGGAUCAGGUUUCCAUUUCAGAAUCCCUCUCCCUGACGAGGUGCCACGCAACGCAAUACGGGCCCACAGAACACUGACCCCACUGCCAGCCGGCCAUACAAGUGGUCCGCAUCCACCUGACCGCCCUCACAGAACCAGGGUGUACAACGUGGACUGUACUGAAUAGACAGUACAAACACUAGCUCCUGAGGACAAUGAGAUGAAAGUGCGGGAAAAAGCUGUGUCCGCUCUGUGUUGGUUCUCAGGAGAGGACUGAGGACUAGGGAGAGGAGGGCCAGUGUUGAUACAGAGUGUGCUCACACACACGCAUGGAGGCAAACACACACACACACACACACACACACACACACACACACACACACACACACACACACACACACACAAACCCAUC